Messenger RNA from Cydia pomonella (codling moth), 3118 nucleotides. It is a transcript of the gene Hnf4, whose product is annotated as hepatocyte nuclear factor 4-gamma. The coding region runs from base 653 to 2098 and encodes 481 amino acids. NCBI's taxonomy places the organism in Eukaryota, Metazoa, Arthropoda, Insecta, Lepidoptera, Tortricidae. Gene Ontology annotation, biological process: cell differentiation; regulation of transcription by RNA polymerase II; anatomical structure development. Gene Ontology annotation, cellular component: nucleus. The record is from RefSeq and is a predicted model, not a curated record. Gene Ontology annotation, molecular function: nuclear receptor activity; zinc ion binding; RNA polymerase II cis-regulatory region sequence-specific DNA binding. The transcript has 10 exons.
AAGCGAGUGCGUGCGAGUGUAUGUAAUUAGUCACAACUGCUUUGCUAAGUAAUAUGAUGUUAUGGUAAAAGUUGGUCAGCUGCGAGCGAAUGAUUCGUCGGUGCGUGCGGCGCAUCCGCUGCACUUCCGAUAACGCGUGAGUCAACCGAGCGCGCGCACGGCGCGAGCUGAUCUCGAGCUCGGGUCAUUCAUAGGGACUGUCUCAUCAAGUCAUCACCCUGUCAGCAGUUUUCGCACUUCGCAAUGUAUAGGUGUCGUGGUCACAGUCCCCUGUCAGUCGAACUAGCGCCGCGUGUGAGACAGGUCGCGUCCGGCCACCCGACGCCGCGAGAGUAAACACGAUUAUCGCCCGGCUGUGGACACCACUAGUGUGAUAAAAACGAAAACAAUACCCCGACGGAUCCGCUUAGUGCCCGGUACCCUCGAAGUGUUAUUACAGUGAUUUAAAAUAACGCUUAUGGCUUAUCAUUUGGAGACUUGUGUGUCAACAGUGAUAACAGUGGCGGUGACAGUUAUUUCGGCGCAUUACAUCACCUGUUAAUUGGUCGAAGCUAUCAUUAUUGUAGCUAUCAAUCGCGGAUCGGGGGUAGUCGAGUCAGUAGCGCCUAAAAGGUGGAAGUGGUAGCACUUCUUUGUCGGAAGUAGUAGGAAAAUGCCAGUGUUCGGUUGCGAGAUGUUGACAUCGUCCGAGCUCUGCCCCAUGGGGUACGGAACGGCGCCUGAGUAUAUGCUGCCGGGGCCCGCCAUGACCUGGGACAAGCCUCAGGAGAGGCCUAACUUCAGUUUCACGCAUAGGAGUCUCUCGGAAGAGCUGAGUCGCCCGCCAUUGACAACCACGGUGUACAAUAAUAACAGCGGAGACAGCGACAUGCAGCUAGAGACGAGCAGCAGCGAGGCGAGCGCCGGCAGCUCGGCGGCCGUGUCUCAGCACUGCGCCAUCUGCGGCGACCGCGCCACCGGGAAGCACUACGGCGCCAGCUCCUGCGACGGCUGCAAGGGCUUCUUCCGGCGCAGCGUGCGCAAGAACCAUCUCUACACCUGCAGGUUCAGCAGAAAUUGCGUAGUGGAUAAGGACAAAAGAAAUCAAUGCAGAUAUUGUAGGUUAAGAAAAUGCUUUAAAGCCGGCAUGAAGAAAGAAGCUGUCCAAAAUGAGCGAGACCGUAUCAACUGCCGCCGGCCGUCGUACGAGGAGCCCACGCAAGCCAACGGGCUCUCUGUUGUAUCCCUGCUCAACGCCGAGCUGCUCAGCAGGAAGGUCAUAGACGAGACCAUCAACGUGUCGGACGCGGAGAUCAACAAUCGUAAGUUAGCGAAGAUCAACGACGUGUGCGACUCCAUCAAACAACAGCUGCUCAUCCUCGUAGAGUGGGCCAAAUACAUCCCCGCCUUCACCGAGCUCCACCUCGACGACCAGGUGGCGCUGCUGCGCGCGCACGCGGGCGAGCACCUGCUGCUGGGCUGCGCGCGCCGCUCGCUGCACCUCAAGGACGUGCUGCUGCUCGGCAACAACUGCAUCAUCGCCAAGCACAACAUCGACGGGCGUAUGGACAUAGACAUCAGCAUGAUUGGAAUGCGAGUGAUGGACGAGAUCGUGAAACCGCUGCGAGAGAUUGACAUCGACGACACAGAGUUCGCCUGCCUCAAGGCCAUCGUCUUCUUCGAUCCUAACGCUAAAGGCCUAUCACAACCGCAGAAGAUCAAGCAGCUCCGCUACCAAGUUCAGAUAAACCUGGAGGACUACAUCAGCGACCGGCAGUACGACGGGCGCGGCCGCUUCGGCGAGCUGCUGCUGAGCCUGCCGCCGCUGCAGAGCAUCACGUGGCAGAUGAUCGAGCAAAUACAGUUCGCCAAGCUGUUCGGCGUGGCGCACAUCGACAGCUUGCUGCAGGAGAUGCUGCUCGGAGGCGCGUGCGCCGAGCCGAGCGCGGAGGCGGCGGGACCACAGGCCCCGCAGCCCCCGCAGCCCCCGCAGUCGCCGCCGCUCGUGCCGCAGCUGCCCGACGCCAGCAUGUUCCCGCCGCCCUUCAAGCAGGAGCCCGACAUGAGCCCUGAGCACUCGUCCCGCAUCAUGAAGAAUGGCGACAUAAUCAUGUUAUAAAACAAACACCUCGUCCAAUAUUAUGUGCCUUGCGGCGUAAGCAGCUAACUAGGUAUAGUUAGGAAUCCUGUUUCUGGUAGUCGGACUUGUAUACGUCUGAGAUGAAAGAUUUAUGAAUUAUUUAUAUUAUCGUAUUGCGAUCGUAUCGUAGCGAUGUAUAUCGCAAAGAUAUUUUCGAAUGUUUUUAAAUGUUACAAUGGACGUUUGUUAGGGUGACCCAAACCCGUUAGUCUGUUAGUUUUUAAUUAUGUGGUGCCUGUAUUUUGUAGAUUUAUACACUUAGGUGUAGGUAGGUAUAUGACCAUUUUGCCCAAUAUAAGUUUUUUUUUUAUUUAUACAUAGUUUAGUCGUAAGUAUGGAUACUCCAAAAGUGCAAUUAUCUUCUAUACUCGGCUGUGUGACUCGAAGAAGACAAGUGUCGUGAAAUGAACAAACAUAUCGAUCAAUCGAACGAAAGCGACAUAGGUAAUCAAUUAUGAACGUUCAGGGAUAAUAUUAAUAAUUAUGUAAAUAUAUAUAUCGUUUUUUUUUUUUCAUUAUCUGCUGAAUUCUUGAAUAUUAGUUACCAUUAGUAAGCUUAGGUGAUGGUUCCAUUGAUUUUUCGUUAUAUAGGAGAAAGCUAUUUACGUUUCAUUUCUUUUUGAGUCAAACGAGUUGUUUUGUAGGCAUUUUUUUUAUAAAAUAUGAAAUGUGAAACGUGUGAUUUAAUGUGGACUGUAUCUACACAAUAAGUGUUAGUAUUGUAAUGCGCUUCCCUUAUUAUAAUUUUGUAGUCGAUUUAUACCAUUGCUAUGAAGUGCUCAAUAAAAGUUUCCUUUAAGUGGUUGAAGAAGUUUUGCCAUAUGCGGUGAAAGUUAUGUACGUAUUAGACAUUUAGUACGAAAUGUUGGGUUUGAGUCGUAGUUGUUACAUAAAAUAGGUGCCUUAUUAUCCUAUUGAGGUGUAUUGUUGAAAAUGUACAUACUAUGUUAUGAAUUUUUAGUAGAAUAUAUUUUAAUACAUAAUAAUCUGUUACAAUAA